ACAAAACUUUCGACCUUGGGUAGUUAACCUAAUGUGCAUGUGUGCUAACCUAUCAUUUUAAUCAUACAUCCAAAGAAAUCGAUCAUUCUUCCAAGGCUAGCAUCUGGAUAACAAAAAUAACAGAUGCUAUUAAGGUUCAGGUAAUUAUCUCGAAGGCCUAUCUCUUAUAUUAUAUUUAAUCAUUUCGGGCGGAUUCCAGAUCAUUUUGCUUCGGAUCAGUCUUGCUAUCAACAUCUUCGUUCAUCUCGCUGAGGUAGACAACAACAUGACGUGGCAAGUAGCAAUCGCUCUCCUGCUGGUGGGAGUUGGUGUCGUCUCUGCAGCUAUCGGUGACCAAAACUUUCCUGGGUGUUGGCCGAAAUGGACCAGCGAUCAUCCCCGACCCGCCUGUGACUGCAGUAAAGCAUCGGGUAGAGACUCUUGGGUUUAUGGUGAAAGUGGCUCCUUGACUUGCUGGGGUAACCCAGGGAUGGUGUACAAAUUAAUCCCAGAGUUACAGACACAUGCUGAAGCCUCAAAGGGCUGCAACAAUUGGGAUGAAGCAGUGUGUGAGGGCGAAUACUUGGGCGGAGUAGACCAACGGCUAUGGAGAACCAGUUUGCUGAACAUCCAAUUUGAUAACGAACUGGAAGGGGGUGUCAUACCAGCCCUCGACAAAGCCUGCAUCGCUCCGAGAACAAACGGGUUCGUGUGGUUCUGGGUCAGCAGGAUCGACUACGGCAAAGUGUCCUUCGUUGAUGGGUCAAGUUCCAAACAAAGCGGCGAAUGCUUGGCUAUCAGAGUCGGUAACGAUGGUAGAAUCUACGGUCGGUAUUUUAGUUGCAAUGAGAAGCUACCAUACUUCAUUAGGAUCACACCAGUACAAAGUCACUAGAGGAACCGAUCUGAAAAUGAAAGGCGAUUGCCUUGACCAACCGUAGAUCCUCUUUCUCAAUUCGAAGUUAAGCGUUGUGCGAAUGAAUCCUCUAGGUUUUAGUUACCACAGGGUCACCCAAAAAGCAUUAUAUAAGAUUAAAGUAUACAUUUACCAUGUCGACCUCUGUUGUUGUUGUUGUCGUUCAUCACGUUUAGGCCAAACUAAUCAAAGAAACACUGAUAAAUAGGCAAAACGAGUUCAUCGAGAAAAUUACGGGUAAACAUUGGCCUUUUCGAAACUAAAUAAAAAUCGAUUUGACCAUUGCUAUUUUGGACAGCCUUAUUUUUCUGUGGCAUCUAAUUCCGGGGUGUGAUAUAUCAUUUAAUUAGUGAUUGAGAUUUAAUUCAUUUCAAAUAUGAACAUUGCAUUCCCGAAAGCAAUAUUGCCAUACUUAAUUAAUCAACACCAAAUGGUGAAGAUUUGUGCAAAUAAGCAUUGAAGCGUUGACGUCACAAGAUUUUUUCUUUAAAUAAAGGGCUGUUGAAAAUAUGACGUAAAAGAUUUCGCCCUGUGUUUUAAAAUAGUACACGACACAACAAGUUUGACCGCCAUUCAUACCUAUUCUCAUAGUAGAAAUGAAGAUCUUUCAUAUUAUUUUCAUAUUUUCCUGUUGUUUUUUUAAUGUAUAAUAACUACAAACAAUCAGAUUUCACGGUUCAUUUAACUUACUGAUAUGAUAAGUCAACGAGAGAAGUAAUAAAACGGUUGGACACAUAUAA
Messenger RNA from Lytechinus pictus (painted urchin), 1635 nucleotides. RefSeq lists its product as uncharacterized. Bases 266 to 874 code for a protein of 202 amino acids. The record is from RefSeq and is a predicted model, not a curated record. NCBI's taxonomy places the organism in Eukaryota, Metazoa, Echinodermata, Echinoidea, Temnopleuroida, Toxopneustidae. The transcript has 2 exons.